This is a messenger RNA of Alligator sinensis (Chinese alligator), 1467 nucleotides long. Its product is annotated as AP-2 complex subunit beta-like. Gene Ontology annotation, cellular component: membrane coat. Gene Ontology annotation, biological process: vesicle-mediated transport; intracellular protein transport. Bases 181 to 1467 code for a protein of 428 amino acids. NCBI's taxonomy places the organism in Eukaryota, Metazoa, Chordata, Crocodylia, Alligatoridae. The transcript has 11 exons. Gene Ontology annotation, molecular function: clathrin binding. The record is from RefSeq and is a predicted model, not a curated record.
GUGUUUCCAGGCUUCAUGAAUCAAAAUACUCUGUCCUGCAGUAGACUUGCACUUGGCGUUGUGUUUAGCUCAGCUGAAACAGACCUGGAGUGAAAGUAAAUUGCCCUGAUCACUAUCAUCCUGUCCUAACUGUUGAGUUAAGGACAGGUAACGCAAAAGGUGUUCUAAGGAAUUGGAACCAUGACGGACUCCAAGUAUUUCACAACUAAUAAAAAAGGAGAGAUCUUCGAGCUCAAGGCUGAGCUCAACAAUGAAAAGAAAGAGAAGAGGAAAGAAGCUGUGAAGAAGGUUAUUGCUGCCAUGACUGUAGGGAAGGAUGUAAGCUCUCUCUUUCCUGAUGUGGUGAAUUGCAUGCAGACUGACAACCUGGAGCUGAAGAAGCUGGUGUAUCUGUAUCUAAUGAACUAUGCCAAAAGUCAGCCAGAUAUGGCUAUUAUGGCUGUGAACAGCUUUGUGAAGGUGGUGGCGAAUGCUGUGGCUGCCUUGUCUGAGAUCAGCGAGUCGCAUCCUAAUAGUAACCUGCUGGACCUGAACCCACAGAACAUUAACAAAUUGUUAACUGCUCUAAAUGAAUGCACUGAAUGGGGCCAGAUCUUCAUUCUGGACUGUCUGUCCAACUAUAACCCCCAGGAUGAUCGUGAGGCUCAAAGCAUUUGCAAGAGGGUGACUCCAUGGCUGUCUCAUGCCAACUCGGCAGUGGUGCUCUCUGCAGUGAAAGUCUUGAUGAAGUUCAUGGAGCUCUUACCCAAGGAAUCAGACUACUACAACAUGCUGCUAAAGAAACUAGCUCCUCCGCUUGUAACGCUGCUGUCAGGAGAACCUGAAGUUCAGUAUGUUGCUCUGAGGAAUAUCAACUUAAUUGUGCAGAAAAGGCCUGAGAUCUUGAAGCAAGAAAUCAAGGUGUUCUUUGUGAAGUACAAUGACCCCAUUUAUGUCAAACUGGAAAAGCUGGACAUCAUGAUCCGCCUGGCCUCUCAAGCAAACAUCGCCCAGGUUCUGGCAGAACUCAAGGAAUAUGCUACUGAGGUGGAUGUUGACUUUGUCCGUAAGGCUGUGCGAGCAAUUGGACGAUAUGCCAUCAAGGUUGAGCAAUCUGCAGAACGCUGUGUGAGUACCCUGCUGGACCUCAUCCAGACCAAGGUCAACUAUGUUGUCCAGGAGGCUAUUGUUGUCAUCAGGGACAUCUUCCGCAAGUAUCCCAACAAGUAUGAGAGCAUCAUUGCCACAUUGUGUGAGAAUCUAGAUUCUCUGGAUGAGCCGGAUGCCAGAGCUGCCAUGAUCUGGAUAGUGGGUGAAUAUGCAGAAAGAAUAGACAACGCAGAUGAGCUGCUGGAGAGCUUUUUGGAAGGAUUCCAUGAUGAAAGCACCCAGGUGCAGCUCACUCUGCUGACCGCUAUAGUGAAGCUGUUCUUAAAGAAGCCCUCAGAAACGCAGGAGCUGGUUCAGCAUUGUUUCAGCAGGUCCUAA